ACUCCUCCAGUAGAUGAUACGUCCGGCAAAGCUUCAGUUGAUCAGGUGUUUUUGAAUGAGAAUCAGCCAGCACAACAAAGUGAUCUGAAUUAUUCUCGUAAUCAGCACACUUCUCAGCAACAAAUUUUACACAGUGAAGCACUUAAACCAACAAUUUUCGAGGACAGCGAAGGACUGCCAUCACCACCACCACCACAACUAGUCCCUUACCGUGAACAUUCGUCAUCUAGUGAGUCAUCCGAAGUGUGCGGUGAGGAAAGUUCGCGUCAGCUAUCGUGGCAAGAAGUUCAGCAACUCGUUUCACCUUCACCAUUGACCGUUAGAAGUGGCAUACGCACGCACACUUUAUAUACUGGUAGCGCACACUCGAAGGCUUAUUGUGAAGGAAGUGACGAUUGUUCAGUGCCUUCGAGAACAUCAUCUGAAGCAUCGAAAAGCUUUACAACGAUUGGAUGUUUGGUUAUAUUAGCCAUAUUCCUUUUCUUUGUUAUUCAAAACAUAGUCUCUUACAACAGAGGUGAUGCCACUUAUGAAGAAUUAUAA
Molecule: messenger RNA, 543 nt
Organism: Anisakis simplex (herring worm)
Lineage: Eukaryota; Metazoa; Nematoda; Chromadorea; Rhabditida; Anisakidae
Source: the annotation of a GenBank genome assembly